AUGAAGCAUUCGUUAUUGGACUUACGUUCACAAUUACGUUUUUACAAGUCUUAUCACCACAAUGUUAUGAAUGUAGCCAUUCAUUCAGUGUUUGUCCCAACAAUUUUAGUGACUAGUGCUUCUUUAUUACAUCGUUUCACUCUGUAUGGGUCAAUCACACUGACUCACGUACUUACAGUUUGUUAUGCUGUUUUCUACUGUCUAUUAUGUCUACCUGUAGGGAUUUUAGCUAGUGGCUUAUUGGUAUUAUUGACUGUUGCAUUGGAUAAGAAAUGGUUAUAUACCAGUCAAACUCAAGAUAUAUGUCUCUUUGUAAUGAGUUGGGUAUUUCAAUUUAUAGGGCACGGUGUAUUUGAACAUCGCAAGCCUGCAUUACUAGAUAAUUUGGUCCAAAGUCUUGUACUGGCACCAUACUUUAUAUUAUUUGAAUUAUUAUUUAAAUUAGGUCUAUAUGAGGAUUUGAAUCAGCAAUUGAUUCAGGACAUCGCGACAACGAAGAAAUCCAAUUAG
Messenger RNA from Maudiozyma saulgeensis, 510 nucleotides. The record is from the annotation of a GenBank genome assembly. Lineage: Eukaryota; Fungi; Ascomycota; Saccharomycetes; Saccharomycetales; Saccharomycetaceae.